AUGAUAGCUACCGGUGAAAAUAACUCUGCAAAUUUUAAAACAUCUUGGAAACCUUUAAAGAAUAUACUUGUUGCAACAUUUUCAUCAUGGAAAAUUUUAAAUGCAUCCUUUUAUAGUGUAUAUAUUUAUGAAUAUUUAUCACAAAUUCGCUCUUUUUAUGAUAUUUUGUCGACUCUUCCAAAUUAUCAUAUUCGAGCUGUGUUAAAAGCGAAUAACAUUCUUCUUAAGCGCAUUGGACGUCCACUUAGAAAGCUUUCAGAUAUUCUGAUUCUUCUUAUCCUCGAAAAUCCAUUUCUUUUUCAACAUAUUUAUAAAAAUGAAUCUAAUAAUAUUAUCAAACGCACAUUUGGUUAUAUUAGUAGCAUGUCAAAUGAAAUCCGUCAUUAUAUCAUUAAUUGGUUUUGCAAUUAUGAUCCAAAUAUUUUAUAUAAAAAGAUACAACUCUGUAAUAGCUUUAUUUCCAAAAUACUUUAUAAAUAUACACAAAGAUGGAUAGUCAAAGUGAUUAUGACACUAAUUGGAGAAUUAAAAUUCACAUCUAAUAAUCAAAAAACAACUUUUCUUUCAGAAUUUUAUAAUGCUAUGUUAGAUAACUUAAAAACUUUCUGUACCGGUUUAGUCGAGGAAUUUCAACAUCUAUUAACAUUUGAAGAAUAUGUUAAAAGAUAUACCAGUUUUAUUUUGAAUACAUCUAUUUCAAAACAAUUUGGGCCACUCAAAAGAGAAUUUUAUCAUGUUUUUAGAGGAAAUACUCUUUCUCUUUUUAGACAAGAAGAAAUAGAACUCCUUAUACGAGGAUCACCCGAAAGCCUUCAUGUUGAUCAAUUAUGUGCAGUUGCUGUAUAUGAUAGUUCAAAUUCUUUGCAGACAAGAUUACUUGCUUUUGUUACAAGAUCAGAUCAUAUUCCAGCUACAGGCGCUGCUAAUCUUUUAUUUAAAAUUUUUAUUCUUGCAGAUGAUUGCAAUAGAUAUCCUAUCGCACAUACAUGUAAAUUUAUAUAA
Messenger RNA from Pneumocystis carinii B80, 1002 nucleotides. RefSeq lists its product as hypothetical. The transcript has 6 exons. The record is from RefSeq and is a predicted model, not a curated record. Gene Ontology annotation, molecular function: ubiquitin-protein transferase activity. Bases 1 to 1002 code for a protein of 333 amino acids. Lineage: Eukaryota; Fungi; Ascomycota; Pneumocystomycetes; Pneumocystales; Pneumocystaceae.